Lethenteron reissneri (Far Eastern brook lamprey) is the source of this 5470-nucleotide messenger RNA. RefSeq names its product mucin-19-like. Gene Ontology annotation, biological process: cell-cell adhesion. NCBI's taxonomy places the organism in Eukaryota, Metazoa, Chordata, Hyperoartia, Petromyzontiformes, Petromyzontidae. Gene Ontology annotation, molecular function: protein binding. The record is from RefSeq and is a predicted model, not a curated record.
AUGGCGCCGGGUUGCGCCGGGAGUCCGUCGACGACGGUGGGCGCCGUUCGCUGCUGGGGGGCGACGUCGGGAGACGCGGGCGGCGCCACGGGCGGCGGCGGCGGUGGUCAUUUCGUGGGAGGCGUCGGCCUUGCCGGCAGCGCCAGGGGAAGCAACUCCGGCAGCAGCGGCGCCGGCGUCGUCAGCGGCGUCGUCAGCGGCGGCGUCAGCGGCGGCGUCGGGGGCGGCCGCUUUGUCGAAAGCGGAAAUGCCAGCGGCCUCGUCAGCAUCGGCCACUUUGUCGGCAGCAGCGGCGUAAGCGGCCUCGGCAGCGCCGGCGCCGGCGUGCCGAGCGGCGUCGGCCACCCGAUGGGAAGCACCGGCCUCGGCAGCCGCCGCAGCGCCGGCGACAGCAUCUUCAGCCUCGGCAGCUGCCGCAGCGCCGGCGACAGCAUCUUCAGCCUCGGCGGCGCCGGCGGAGGCGUGCCGAGCGGCGUCGGCCACUUGGUGGGAAGCGCCGGUCUCGGCGGUCCCGGGAGCGCCGUCGCAGGCGGCCUCGGCAGUCGAGGCGCCGGCGGGAGCGUAUUUGGCGCCGGCGGCGCCGCUUCAAACAGCCUCGGCAGCAUAAAGCAUUUGGUCGGAAGCGGCGCCGGCGGCGGCGCAAGCGGCCUCGGCGUUGGCGGCGGCAGCGGCGGGAGCAACCUCGGCGGAGGCGCAAGCGGCGGGCGUCUGGCCAGGGGCACGAGCCUCGGCGGCGCCGGCGGCGUCGGCCACUUGGUCGGAGCCAACUUCGGCGUCAGGGAAUGCGGCCGGGAGCGGCUUCGCGGCUCCGGCGGGCCGGGCGACUGCGGCGGCCUCGGCACCAGAAUGUCUCACUUGGUCGGCGGCGCCGGCGGCGGCAGCGGCUUCGGCGUUGCCUCGCGGGGAGCGCCAGGCGGCGGCAGCGGCGUCGGCGGCACCGGCAGAAGCGCAGCGGAGAGCCUGGGGAGUCUGCUGGGGAGCGCCGGCGCGGUUUUCAGCGACCGGAUGGCGCCCGAGCUGCCCGCCGGCGUGCAGACCAGCGGCGGCGGCGGCGCCGCCGUUCCCGCGGCCUCGUCCAUGAGCCAAGAUCUUGGCACCGGGAGGUCCAGGGCUGGCGGCGGCGGCGGUGCCGGCGCGGCUGAGAGCGGAAAGCGGCAGCUGUCGUCCACCUCGUCGUCCACCACGUCCACCACCACCUCGUCGUCGUCGUCCUCGUCGAAGAGGAGGAAGCAGGCCGGCCGUUCGGCAGAGCCGCGCUCGGACAGGAGCCGAGCGGCGUUUGACGCGAGGGCCUACGCUGACGGCCAAUGGCAAGCUGGGGAGCUGUGGGGCGACCCCUUGCCCCCUGGCGUCCGGGUCACGGAGGUCACGGCGAGGUCAGGGGUCACGGUCUCGAAGCUCGUCAUCGCCUCGCUGGAGGACAACCUCGCCGGCUUCUACCGCUGCCUCCUGCGGACGAGCGGAGGGACAGCGGUUAGCGGACCGGCCUACGUCUCCGUCAUCAACACAAACUCCUCCGCCCACGUAUCCCCCAUCCGCGUCUCCGUGGCAACCGGCUCCUCGCUGGUCCUCGGCUGCCUGCACCCCGGCAACAACAACAACGACAACAACAACGACGACAACAACAACAACGACGGCGGCGAGGAUUCCGAUCCGCGUUCCGUCUCCGCGUGGAUCGGUCCCGGCGGCACCGCCGUGCCGGCGUUGUUGGCGUCUCCGCGCGGCAGGAUGAGGAUGAGUGACGUGCGGAGGAGCGACGGGGGUCGCUACGUCUGCCGCUCGACCGGCCCGCCGCCGGCGGUGGUGGUGGACGAGGUGGUCUACCUCGUCAGCGUGGCGGACCCCCCCCUCCCCGCGUCCCCUCUGCAGGAGUUGUCUACGGCUCCGAGUGCGGUGGCCGUGGUGAGCUGCGGCGGGGUGGGAGGUCGCGACCUCUUCCCUCUCCGCUGGCUCCGCGACGGGCGACCCCUGACCCCCGACCCGCGGCUGGACGAGGGUCGCGGCCUGCUGACGAUCGCCGGCGUGCGGGAGGGCGACUCCGGCGUCUACCAGUGCCUGGUGGAGCGGGGGGACCUGGAGGGCGGGAGCCUCACCAGAGUCACAGUGAUCACCGGUCGCGAACCCUCCAUCGCCACAUCAUCAUCAGCAGCAUCAUCAUCAUCAUCAGCAGCAUCAUCAUCAUCAUCAGCAGCAUCAUCAUCAUCAUCAUCAUCAUCAUCAUCAGCAGCAUCAUUAUCAUCAGCAGCGGCGUCGACGCCUCCUCCGCCUCCCGCCGUCUCCGUGGCGACGGCCAAUCAGAGCGCGGCGGGGGCGGCCCCGAGGGCUCAAGCCACGGCGCCCGAGGCCCCCAUCAUCUUGAGUCCGACGCGGACUCACCGGCCGGACUCGUACCUCCUGCAGUGGAUGCCGGGCUCAUCGUCAUCAUCGUCGUCGUCAUCAUCGUCGUCGUCGUCGUCGUCGUCCGAGUCUGGUGGUGGUGGUGCCAACGCCGGUUCCUCCUCCGUGCUCGACUUCCUGAUUCGCUACCGGGAGCUCUCCGAGGACGGCUCUGUGGGCGGCCGCUGGCUCACGGUGCGCGUGCCUCCCGACCAGCGCGAGUUCUCGCUGUCGCAGCUGCGUGCGGCCAGCCUCUACGAGGUGGAGGUGCUCGCACGCAGCAGCCUGCGCGCAGACGGCCAGGCCGCCAUGUUCACCUUCCGCACGGGGAGAGAGCGAUCCCCCAAGUUCCCGGCGAUUGGCACCCACGUGGUGGGAGCUGGACAGACGAAGAACGACUCCAAGCACGGAGCGACAGAGGACGGGGGACACACAGUCCCAGAGGCCCCGGACCGACCCACGGUGGCGAUGGCGUCCGACUCAUCGGCCUACGUGACGUGGAUCCCUCGCGCCAACGGCGGCUCCCCCAUCACCGCGUUCCACGUGGAGUUCCGGCGGCUGGGGGGCGGGGGGGGGGGCCCCCCCCAACACUCGGGCGGGGGGGGGCCGGCGCCCGGCGGGGGGGUGGGGGCCGCCCCCCCCCACCACCACGCGGCGGGGGAGUGGACGGUGGCCGCCAAGGGGAUCCCUCCCUCCAAGCUCUCGGUGGAGGUCAAGGGGCUGCAGCCGGGAGCCACGUACCGUUUCCGCGUGGCCGCCAGCAACGCGUGUGGGGAGAGUGCGCGCAGCGCGGCGUCGCGAGCCUACGGCGUGGGCGGCGCGUCGGACCGCCCGUCCCCGCGUCCCGUCGCCGGCCCCUACAUCACCUACACGGACGCGCUGAGCUCCUCCAAGAUCCUGCUCAAGUGGACGUACACGCCGGAAGCGAACAACAACACUCCGAUCCGGGGCUUCUACAUCUUCUACCGACCCACGGACAGCGACAACGACAGCGACUAUGCUGAGAACGUGGCUGACAGCGAGAUGCGCCACCACACGAUCCACUCGCUGCUGCCCGAGACGUCGUACGACAUCAAGAUGAGGGUGUACAAUGACGGUGGCCAGAGCGAGUUCAGCAACGUCAUGAUCUGUGAGACCAAGGCCGCCCGCAAACCCCACAGGGCCCACUCCCCGCGGCCCCCCACCCACCGCGACCACCAUCACCACGACAACCGUCACCGUGACGACGACGACGACGACGACGACGAGGAGGAGGAGGACCGCGGCGAGCGGCCGUCUCCCAAACCGUCGCCGCCGUCCCCCGAUAAAGACAACAACAACAACGGUGGUGGUGGCGGUGGUGGCGGCGGUGGCGGCGGCGGCGGCGGUGGUGGCGGUGAGCGGAGCGGAGGCGCCGCGGUUGGGGGAGGCGCCCUGCUCUACCUGCUGCUGGGCCUGCUGCUGGGCCUCAUGGUUCUCACCGUGCUCGGAUUCGUCGCGCUCCGAGGGUGGAAGGCUCGCAGCGGCGCGCGGGCACACGGCAACGGCGUGGGGGGUGCCGGCGGUGGCGGCGGUGGCUGCGUGGACGAGACUCAGCUGACCGAGCUGAGCGGCUACGAGUGCCGCCACGUCUACGAGAGCGCCACCUGCAACGGCCUCUACCCACACGGAUACGACACGCACGCGGACAUCGACUUCACUGAACUACCCCAGGAGGAGAGCCGGAGUGAUGGCCGGCCGACGGGGAGGGCUCCGCGCAGCCUGGCCAACGGGGUCGGAGGUCAAGGGUCACACGAGACUUCACCUCUCAACUCUCGAAGAACAAACGACGAGGAGGAGGAGGAGGACGAGGAGGAGGAGAUCCCCACGACGGAGGAGCAGAGGGCCCCAUCACGGAGCUCCGCAGACCCAACCAUCGACUCGUUAGGGGACACAGACACAGAGCCAGGCGACGGCCUCCCAACCGCGGACAGCGACGGCGAGAGGAGGGGCGGUGUGUCCUGCGACUCGGGCCUAGCGACGCAGGCCUCAUCCUCCCCCUCGCCUGGGCACAGGCCCCCGCUGCUACAGGAGGAGGCCGAACAGCAGCAGCAGCAACAUCAACAACAACAACAGCAGCAGCAGCAUCAGCAGCACCAGCAACAGUGAUCCCGCGAAAGCCCCAGGUGUCUCUCUCGUACAGAAACCUCCCAAAGGGCCAUCUUUGUACCCACUGGUGGCCAUUUUUUGUACCGCGGGAACCCGUUUUUUUUAGCACCGCUGGUGGCCACUUUUAUUUUUUACAUUAUAGUAAAAACGGCGGCCGUAUUAGCGCUGUUUGGCGGCCACAGUAGGUUUGUUGUCUUCCGAUAUCUGAAGGCCGAAGAUGCAUUCGCAGUCGCGCGCACUCCAGCAGGAUUGCUUCAAACGUUGCCUUCGCCUUGUGGCGACGUUUUCUCGGGUUUGUGCCGCGAUGGCCUAUUCUUUUUAAUUCCUGUUUUUAAGCGGCAGAAUUUUAGCAAACCUGACGGCCAUUUUGGUACCGCUGGCGGCCAUUAGCACCGAUGCCGGCCAUUUUGUUUAUUUCCCGUGGCCAUUUAAUACCGCUGGCAGUCAUUUAAGGCCGUUUUUCCUUAUCGGAUUGGAGCAGGGUUGUUGCCGCUUCUGAGGUACACAAAAAAAAAACCCGGGUACAUAUCAUGGGAAGAUGGAGAAGAGGAAUAUCUCACAAUAGCGGAAGAGGGGAAAACAGCACUACAUGUGAAUGCGGAUUAUUGUUCUUGUUAUGAAGCAACUGAGAAAAAAAAAACACCGGGACUUUGAAUGUCCCAGGAAGACUGAAAGAUCUUCCCAGGACCUCAGCUGCCCGGCUCAACAAAACGAAGUCCCUGGAAAGGCCAUGAUGGGUGGCAAACCCACUCGCUCGCUAGCUCGAUUAUUCACCCACUCACUCAUCCAGUCACUAAAUCACCCACCCGCUCACUCAUCCACCAAGUCACCUACUUCAUUCACCUGUUCGCUCAUUGUAACCCACUUACCCAGCCACCAACUCAUCCAUACAUCCACCCACUCACUCGUCAGCUUACCAAUUCACUCAACCACCCCCUGGAAGACUGACGGAUUUCCCCCAGGACAG